GCCAGGCAGCUACCAGAGAAAGCGAUGCGCCUGCCUGCCUCUACGGAGUACGCCCAAGUCGAACGGAAGCCACGCCGCCUCGUCUGUUGCUUGCUGGUGAAACGUCACUUCAACUCACUCUUUGCUUUCGUCUGGAACUUCAACUUCUCACUCGCUUGCACUCAAUCAAUCAUCCUCCACCCGCCAGCGCAUUCUUGGGCCCCCCUCCGUGAUCCAUUCAUUAAUACCCGUUCUUACUCUCCUCAACCUUGCGGCACUUUCUGCCCGGGAGGGUUUUCACCUCACUUCAAAUCGUCAUCGCUUGUGAUCGCACACAGUAAACACCACAAAAUCCAGAGACUUUGCGACUCGUGCCCGACGCGCGACGCCGAUCAUCGCAUACAGUCACUUUCCUGGUCACCAGGGCGGUCGCGCAUCGCCGUUCAAAGGGAACUGACAUUGACCCAGUCGCGCAUAUUGCAUUGGGCUUUUCACUUCGGCAACUCGCCAAAGGAUCCGCGAAGCAUCUGACAGGAUCCCAGCCAGCCCACUUGCUCAGCUCAGCGACGAUAGAGUCUGCCGCGUGGGCGCAUCUACGCAAGGCCGAUCUCCGAAUCUGAGAGGGGACGGGACUUUCACACCAAAGAGUCGUUGACCCCCGCGCGCGCACGCAGGUUCGCGCCUUCAUCGGGAACCCCUAGACAACGUCGUUCAGGAUAAGCUCGUCCACGACUCGAUUUGGGGGUUGACAUAUUCCUUUUUGUCGUGUCCAGCGCGGGGCCGUUAGUUUCGGGGCACUACACCCGCCUCCUGCGGCACAGGACCGUCGCUACUCUGAGAUAACCAUAGCACACACACACACACCACACUUACGCGCAGACGCAUACGCGAGCACACCUUUUACACCUUUUACAUCUUUGACACCUUUGCGGGAUCGGGAUCUUGCGCCAUCCAUCCACUCUUGCGCCGCGCACGAGGCUCUGGCUGGUCUGGCGCCGACGCCUGUCCCUGAGUGAGCUGGAGCUGAC
Messenger RNA from Colletotrichum phormii, 1007 nucleotides. RefSeq lists its product as uncharacterized. The transcript has a single exon. The record is from RefSeq and is a predicted model, not a curated record. NCBI's taxonomy places the organism in Eukaryota, Fungi, Ascomycota, Sordariomycetes, Glomerellales, Glomerellaceae. Bases 25 to 510 code for a protein of 161 amino acids.